This is a messenger RNA of Lathyrus oleraceus (garden pea), 842 nucleotides long. Its product is annotated as elicitor-responsive protein 1. The record is from RefSeq and is a predicted model, not a curated record. The transcript is spliced from 5 exons. Bases 100 to 579 code for a protein of 159 amino acids. Lineage: Eukaryota; Viridiplantae; Streptophyta; Magnoliopsida; Fabales; Fabaceae.
UCAACUCCUUCCAUAAUCAUAAACAUCCACUUAAACCCUAAAAUACAUUCUUCAAAUACAUCAUAAUAUUUCAAUCUUAAUCUUCAUAUACUCAAAGACAUGCCAAUAGGGUUCAUGGAACUGCAUCUUCUCAAAGCCAAAGGCCUCAAUGCCACUUGUUUCUUUGGUGGAAUGGAAGAUCCUUAUGUUUUGAUACAAUAUGAAGGCCAAGAGCAUAAGAGCACUGUUGCUAAAGGUAGAGGAAGAAAGCAUAUAUGGGAUGAGAAAUUUAUGUUCAAAGUAGAGAGUUUUGGAUCAAAAGAUAAACACAAAAUCAUUCUCAAGAUUAUGGACAAAGACAGCUUUUCUGCUGAUGACUUCAUUGGACAAACCAUAAUCUAUGUGAAGGAUUUGUUGACUCAAGGUGUAGAAAAUGGAGUUUCUAAGCUUCCACCUCUCAAGUAUAGAGUUGUUCGUGCAGAUCAAUCUUAUCGUGGAGAAGUUGAUGUUGCCAUUACUUUUACUCCAAAGGUGGAAGAUGAACUUAAUAUUGAAGAAGACAUAGGAGGAUGGAAAGAAAGUAACUAUUAUCUAUCUUAGAAUAGCAUGGUCACCAUGUGAAAAUUAUGUGUAGCUUGAAAGUAGUUUUGAAUUUUCAUUUUGUAAUGUCAUUACUUCAUAUUCUUUUGUUUUUUUAGCAAGUGUUAAAGGUAAAAAUGUAAACUGUUAGGUGAUAAUCAGAGUUGUGGUUAAAGGGAUUGUUAGUGAGGUUUAUGGUAGCUAACAGUUGUUACAUGGUACUUCUAUGAUGUUUGUAUUCAUUUGUACUAUUCAAUUCAAUGAGAAUCAUUUCUCAAUUCUCU